AUGGCUCCUGUAACUAAGAAACAGAAAACUGAAACUGUCAAAUCCAGAAAGCCUAUCAUCAUCAAUGCCUUUGAUAUGGGAACUCCUGGGCUCCAAUGGCCUGGUCUUUGGAAGCACCCCAAGGACAAGUCCAGGGACUAUAACAAGAUUGAGUACUGGACUAACUUAGCCAAAUUGCUUGAGAGAGGAAAGUUCAAUGCGCUCUUCAUUGCUGAUGUCUUGGGUCCCUAUGACGUAUACAAAGGUCCUCGUAAUUUGACUCCUGCUGCUACCUCUGGAGCCCAAUGGCCCAUAAACGAACCUAGUGCUGUAAUUGCUGCUAUGGCUGCAGUGACCAAGAACUUGUCUUUCGCAGUUACUUCGAGUACUAUCAGUGAAGCUCCAUAUCAUUUCACAAGAAGAUUGGCUACCUUGGACCAUUUGACAAACGGGAGAGUUGGUUGGAAUAUCGUCUCUUCUUAUUUGGACAGUGCUGCUAGGAACUUGUUGAAUGGAGAAUCGUUACCUCCUCACGAAGAAAGAUACGCUAGAGCCCAAGAAUAUUUGGAAGUAGUUUACCAAUUGUUCUUGUCUUCUUGGAGAGACGACGCCGUCAAGUUGGACCGGGAAAGAGGAAUCUUCUCCGAUCCCGACUUGAUUAGAGAAAUCAACUACGAAGGUAAGUUCUUCAAGGUCCCUGGCCCAAAUAUCACAGAGCCUUCUCCUCAGAGAUUGCCAGUUAUCUUACAGGCUGGGUCCUCUAAAUCUGGUCUUGAGUACGCUGCCAGAAACGCCGAAGCUGUUUUUAUCAACGGUUUGAACCCAGAAGGGUUGGGCGUAAAGAUCAAAAAGUUGAAGGAACUUGUCAAGAAGUAUGGCAGAAACCCUGAUGAUGUCAAAGUUGUUCAAUUGGUUACUGUAAUAGUCGCAGAGACACAUGACGAAGCCGUAGAAAAGUUCUUGGAAUACAAGAGUUAUUCCGACGUCGAAGGAGCACAGGCUCUCUUUGGAGGAUGGACCGGUAUCGAUCUCAACGAAUACGAGUGGGAACAAGAAUUGAACCAAGUGGAAAGUAACGCAGUAAAGAGUUUUGUAGAAAACUGGACUAAGAAGUUGCCUACAGACCCCGAAAACGUCAAGAAAACCAGAUCAUACAUUGCCAAUCUGGUUUCCACAGGUGGUUCAGGAGUACUUUUCUACGGAAGUGCUGAAGAGGUAGCAGACGAAAUCGAGAGAUGGGUGGACAUUUCUGGUGUUGACGGGUUCAACUUCACUUAUGCCAUUACUCCAGGUAGUUUUGAGGAUAUUGUCGAUAUUUUACUUCCAGUAUUGAGAGAACGUGGUUUGGCUUGGGAAGACUAUCCUAAGGAAGGCCUUACAUUCAGAGAAAACCUUUACGGUACAAAGGGAGAAGAUCCUACGUUCCUUAAGCCUGAACAUCCAGCUUACAAUUUAAGAUGGAAGGCAGGUGAGACUAAGGAAGAGUUCGAAGCAAAGUUACAGAAGACUGUGGAGGAGAACUUCAGUUUCCACAAAUAG
Molecule: messenger RNA, 1518 nt
Organism: Scheffersomyces stipitis CBS 6054
Lineage: Eukaryota; Fungi; Ascomycota; Pichiomycetes; Serinales; Debaryomycetaceae
Exons: 1
Coding region: 1-1518 (505 amino acids)
Molecular function (GO): monooxygenase activity; oxidoreductase activity, acting on paired donors, with incorporation or reduction of molecular oxygen
Source: RefSeq, a predicted model, not a curated record